Messenger RNA from Trypanosoma conorhini, 300 nucleotides. RefSeq lists its product as uncharacterized. The record is from RefSeq and is a predicted model, not a curated record. NCBI's taxonomy places the organism in Eukaryota, Euglenozoa, Kinetoplastea, Trypanosomatida, Trypanosomatidae. Bases 1 to 300 code for a protein of 99 amino acids. The transcript has a single exon.
AUGCGGGACCUCGAUGCGCGCUGCUUUGGUGUCGUGUCCACGGUUCGCACGGGCCUGCGCAACGCGCUGAGAGUGUUUCGAAAAUGCACCAAACGAAUUUGCGCCGAGUUUCAUGAGACGAGCGUCGGUGACGGUUUUGUGGCUUCUGUUGAUGGAACCUCCCCCGUGACGGAGCUCUUUCCUCUGAAACCGUGCACCGUAGCAGAUGUCUUCAGUCACUGCCCCUACAACGCCCCGUACUACCUAAAGGAGGCAUACGGAGGGGAUUGGCUGACGCGUUCACUGACCGAACUGUUUUAG